UUCGGGAUUCAAGCCGGUGUUUUCAGAGGGGCAGAGCGAGCACGGCGGGUCCCAGCUCCGCAGACUACAGCAGUUCAUGUGAGAGCAGCUCGGGCACACCUGGUUGGACCGUGAAGAGCAGUUCAGCGACCGAGACAGCUCCACUCAGCAGCUCCCGAGUUAAUCACUUGAGGAAUGUGGUGCAAUUAGGACGGAGACCGAGAGCUGAAAAUUCAUAUCAACUUCCAACUUUUAAGUUACUUUUUUCCUCCCUUCGACUUUGAACUUAUCAGAAAAAAGGGAUCAUGGCCACAGGCGGAUUCAAGUCAAGCGCCGCGACGGACUUUUUGGAGGAGUGGAAGGCAAAACGGGAGAAAAUGAGAGCCAAAAUGCUGGGGGACAUUGCCGCAGCCACUGGUACUCCCUUGGGUGCCAGCAAUACAAACAGCAGCCGCAACGCCGUUCCUCCUCCAUCUCCUCCUCCUCUUCCUUCGGCCACCGAGUUCACCAACAACGGCAACCCGGACCGAAGCUCCUCCGCUGGGAACUGCCACCCUUCCUCCUACGCGGUUGCUCGGUCCUCCUCUGGCACUUCUCUAAAGAGGCCCGAGGAGGAAAUGCACCACCCCGUGGCACCCUCAGCCACGCCGGGAAGCAACCUGAAGAAGGCCCUGCCUCAGCCAGAGAAGACUCAGGAUUCUACUCCCAUGGCUUGCAACGACAGUGACAAGGAAAGCCCGUCACCCAGCAGCAAGGGCAAGGAGAAGAAGAGCACCGGGCCCAGCGCCAGGAAGGGGAAAGGACAGAUCGAGAAGAGGAAGUUAAGGGAAAAGAGGAGAUCCACAGGUGUCGUGAACAUACCAUCCAAUGAGAGCCUGGAUGAGCUGGAUGAUGAUGAUGGCGGAGAGAAGGACAGGAGGGAGGAGGAGGAGCUGGUUCAGGCCAACACGUUUCAGAAUGAGUCCAUGACAGCUGACCCUGCCACCGGCUACUUACUGGAGACUCCGAGAUCUGGAAGCGGCCGCUACAAGAGCUUUCCACAAAUGGGGUUGGAGGAGGACAUAGGCGGGAACAGCCGACAGCGACACAACCGCCACGGCCGAGAUGGAGGAGCUUCAGCACCUGGAAGUCUGGAGAAAAGGAUAGAAGAGCUGGAGAGGGAGCUGGCCAGAGAGCGUCAGGAGAACGCCAGGUUGCUGAAAGCCUACCAGGACAAAGAUGAUCUCAUUGGGAAGCUGAAGGAGGAAAUUGACUUGCUGAACCAAGACCUGGAUGACAUCGAAGAUGAGAACGAGCAACUCAAACAAGAGAACAAGACUCUGCUGAAAGUGGUAGGCCAGCUGACGAGGUAGAACCAGAUCCGGCACAACAACCCAGCAACUCUGUCGUCUCCCCUCUCCAAACCAGCCUCCUGCUCUGGGUCAAGUCCAGCAGGGUCACCUUUUAUCUGUUUGAAUCUGUGUUUUUUUUGUUUUUUUUGUUUUUGUUUUUUGUCUGUUAGAGUGAGACUGUAAAUCAGCUGUCAUCUGAGGCGCACAGCCUUAAAAUGCAUCCCUCCUAUCUGAGGAGGAUUAUUCCAAUUGUUGUGAAAGCUACAGCUGAACUGAGUGGUGGGGAUUUUCGGUUAUCCUAUACAUAUUAUAUGUAAAUGUACUGUAUAUAGGCCAUUUAGAUUGUUAAUUUUUUUUUUGAUUUCUGAUAAGGUCUUAAAAAAAAAAAAAAGUUGCUAAAAUACAUUGAAUGUAUGUGCUGCAAAAACAAGCGCACACAAAGUCUUUUCAAACUUUGGAUGCUAAAAUCUUAGUCCAGACAUCUCCACAAACUACACCCAACACUCACCCAGGUAAACUGAAAAAGAUUUCCAUUGUUGCAAUGUUUGAAUUGUGUCUGAAGCCAGUGCAGUGCUGCUGUUUAGGACCAAAUCCAAUAUAAUUAUUGCUACAGUAUCAGCAGCCAAAGUGGGCAUAGUGCCUUGCAAUGCAUGUGAGAUUUUUUUUCUUUUUUUUAAAUAUAAUUUUUUUAAAUGGUUAAAGCCUGGUGCUUUAUUAAUGGACACUGGUGCCAGAUUUACUUUCUUCCAAUAACUUUUUGGUACAUCUUAAUCCCACAAGGGCUAAUCUGAAAAAAUAUGCAUUUUAAGUAUAUCCCAUUUAAACAAUCAGUUUAAAAAUAAUAUCAAUAAAAUGCUUUACUCAUUUCAAUGUCGACAUCUUGAGUAUUAUAGCUGACACUUAUGAAACAUCUUUGGGUAAAAUCCUUGUCUAUCAUAUAUCUGGAUUCAUUUUCUUAAAAGAUAUUUUGCUCUUGUUUACAAGUUCAGCCUUUGUGAUAUUUAAUAGAUGUUUAGUACGGAGUUUUCUGGACCUUUAAUAUACGGUUUAAACAGAAUUAAUUGGCAGUUUGAAAAUUGUGAGAGCAAAACUGAAGACACUGUGCUUAAAAUGUUUUCUUGCAAGAAAAACAUCUUUGUAAAUCCAACGUUUUUGGAAAUCUAAAAGUUGUUUAUGAAUUCAAAAGUUUUGCUUCCUGUCGAGGUGACCUACAUAUAAAACUGGCUAGUUUCAUAGCAAACAUGCUACAUCUGACCUGUUCCAUGUAGACUGCUGUUGUAUAAUGAGCUGUAUGAAUUGGCAGCAAUUGAUAUUGAAUGCUAAGAUUGAAGUACUGAAGUUGGGACUAUACAAAUGUUCACUGAUUUUCUAUUUUUUGGGAAACAGAGUAUCAGUGCUCUUUACCAGGGAUGUUCCCGGAAACUAAUUUUACUCGUCACUUAAAUAUGAGGGGGGAAAAAUCAGAAUAAUAAAGUAUUUUAAGAUGCAUUUGAAAGUCUUUAUAUUCUUCAGCAAUCUGACUAUAUUUUAAAAAUGUGCUAAAAAAUGUAACACUUUCUGGCUUGACUUCAACAUAUUAGAUCAGUUAGCUGAGUGUGGCUAAAGGUAGCACCAGCAAUCGUUUCUCCUUUAAAGUCCACAAACCUGUCUAAAUGAAUAUAGCCAUGUAAUGUUCUGGCUAUGUGUCACUUUCAUCUGAUAGAGUGGAUGUAAAACCAUUAAUUUUCUAGGUCCAAGUACUGCGUGAUUAAUGCAGUGAGAUCGAGAUCUUAUUUUCCACCUUACUCUUUACAACUUCCUGUCAUAGAGACGAAGAGGGUUGCUGCUAUAUGUGAAUGCUGACCGGGUGUGUAACCUUUUUAGACGCAAUGAUUGGCUGGCACUGUACAUUAAUAAAAUGUGGAAAAAAAUAGGCUCUCUCAUAUAUUUUGGUUGCCACUUAGCAGGGCAGCAUUAUUUAGGCCCCAGUCACACAGGCCUAGAGACCAGUCGAUGAACGGCUAGUAACUAGGGAAAAAUUGGUAUUUCCUGACUGGUUGGCAAGUGGUUGUGGGAGGUUGCCUGUUAGGUCUCUUGGAGAAAUUUGUCACAAGGAAUUAUGUUGCUGCACUAACAAAACCUUGCAAUUGCUUCGGUCACUAGCAGAAUUCUGUAGUUCCCUGUAGUUUCCUUGGAAGAGGAGUUAUCUGCAAAUAUUUGCUAGCUACUUGCAAAGCGGUUGUGAAACAAACCGGAAAUGGAGACCAUUUGCCUUAAAAUAAAAGUUAAGCCUUUUGAAACAUGUCGAUUUCGGCAAUAAGGCACAACUUUUACUUUGAAAGUGUCUUACAUAUUUCUUUGUAGCUCCGACCGGUGAGAUUCAGGUCAACAGUAAGCAAAGCUUCUGCUUUUGUAAACAGCACAUUUGGAAUAAUAUUUUAAAUGAUAAACUAUUUUUAGGUCUAAUAUCUACAGUUUCUUUAUUGUAAACCUGCUGUUUAAUGACACAGAAGUAACUCCAUAUUUUACUUCUGUUUUUCUGCCUUUUAGAAUGCGUGGAGCGAGUUAUAGUGCAUUUUUUUUUUUUUGUAUGAUAACCAAAUGAACUGAAGGAGCAUACUGUUUGAAAUGCAUCUCUUUUGUUUACUCAAGGGAACAGGCUUUGAUGGUAGCAGAAUUUUACUUUCUUAUUUUAUUUAGCCGCUCCUCUCCCAGCGAGGAGGUGCACGGUGAUCUCAUGCGCUGUGGCAAAGGGUCUUUAGGCUCACUGCUUCCACAUACAUUCACAUGUUUUGGGGUAAAGAUCAUCCCCACAUAGACAGACACCACAGACCCAUCUCUCUUUCCACUGCAUUAUGCAUGUACAGAAGAUUAAGUCAUUUAAUAAAAGUUUGAUUAUCUCUCUCCUCA
Molecule: messenger RNA, 4199 nt
Organism: Pelmatolapia mariae (spotted tilapia)
Lineage: Eukaryota; Metazoa; Chordata; Actinopteri; Cichliformes; Cichlidae
Gene: pawr
Product: PRKC, apoptosis, WT1, regulator
Exons: 7
Coding region: 285-1331 (348 amino acids)
Biological process (GO): apoptotic process; positive regulation of apoptotic process
Cellular component (GO): cytoplasm
Source: RefSeq, a predicted model, not a curated record